Cladophialophora bantiana CBS 173.52 is the source of this 735-nucleotide messenger RNA. RefSeq lists its product as uncharacterized. Bases 1 to 735 code for a protein of 244 amino acids. The record is from RefSeq and is a predicted model, not a curated record. The transcript has 2 exons. NCBI's taxonomy places the organism in Eukaryota, Fungi, Ascomycota, Eurotiomycetes, Chaetothyriales, Herpotrichiellaceae.
AUGCCUGCUUCUCUGUUCUGGACCAGCGCUGCAACUCUGCCCACAUCUUCCAAAUUGCUUCAAGUCAACGUGGGAAGUGGGGCUGUGGUUGUCGACGGCCCCCGUGUGGGUGGAAAAGAAAACGUCUCGAAUAAUCCAGAAGCCGAAAUGAGCUUCCAAGGGAAAAAGGAGGUGGAACAAAAUGUCAUCCUCCAGCUACUUACCCAGCACGUCCUGAACAAUUCGGAGGAAAGGUUGCCAGAAAAUUACCAGAUUUGUUUGUGGCUGCGGAAAUGCGAUGCCUUCCUGGUGAUUGCCGCAGGCUCUGUCCAAGCCGAGCAAGACAAUUAUUACUCGUACGCAGCUCCGGAUCCGGAACUAACGAUAUCUGCGGCGGGAGUUGAACAAGGCAUGCACAUUCCGGUCGCUAAUCGAGGGCUCACUUGUGCCUCGCAUCGAAGCGAAACUAGGAGUCUGACGAUCUGGUGGUACGAGUCGACGAGUGGGAGCUGGAGACACCCAUCACCGUCAAAGUGGCUUGCUGCAGAGGCCCGAAAGGGAGCAACGCGCCGUUUCAACGGCCUCGUUAAGGCGGUCGAUAGGCCCGAAGAGACCAAGGCGGCUUGUAAGGACGCAGUUGAAGCAAUUUUCAACGCUGGUGCCGUUCUGCUGGACCUCCGCCACGUGGGUGCAAGUAGCGGGGAACCCGGGUCUGCUGGUGGUGGUGGUGGCGGCCAGCUGCGUUAUUGUGCGUAA